Messenger RNA from Penicillium argentinense, 2403 nucleotides. RefSeq names its product peptidase family M20/M25/M40 protein. The coding region runs from base 1 to 2403 and encodes 800 amino acids. NCBI's taxonomy places the organism in Eukaryota, Fungi, Ascomycota, Eurotiomycetes, Eurotiales, Aspergillaceae. The record is from RefSeq and is a predicted model, not a curated record. The transcript has a single exon.
AUGCCGCGAGUCCCUGCGCAGCCAUCUUUUGGCGAGCGCAGAGGGCAUCGUUUGGCGCCGCUGCAGACAAAUUUUACUAGCCCUCCGACGGAGCAACAGCAACAGCCACCGCCGCCGCAGCUUAAGACAGAAGCCUCGCGACUACAACGUCCUCGGCCCAGCGAUCCCAUCGCCAAUGGCUCCGAAGGACCGGUUCCUCUCACGAGCCCGGUCAAGCGCCAGUCCUCAAAAACCAGUCUGCGCAGUCUCUUCUCGCGCGACAAGAGCUCGCGUGCCGCUGUGGCCCCCGAUAGCAGACUCGACGAGAUUGAGGAGAGCCAACCCGCUCCAUCGCAGAUCACCACGCAGAUUGCGACAGUUUUAGAUACACCCUUGUCGCCCACCGGCACUCUGGCAACCCCACACACGAUGGUCUCGACCCCGACGACGCUCACGUCUCCGACGACACCCCGCGCACGAAAUACGUUGAAGACGGCUCGGCCACGGCCUCCUGAAGGAAAUGCGCCCUCGCAAGAACAGUACGGCUGGAAGCCACCGCCAUUGUUUCAGGCCUAUCCUCAGUCGACAAAGCAUGAGUGUCUCUCGGCGCCUGCGAUGUCGGCGGAUGCGAUCCUACGCCUCCACGCGACGGGGAAAAGUGCGGGGGACGACAGCCGGUCUGGUACUUCGGGACAAGAUGAGAAGAAGAAGGAACAGAGGGAGCGGAAGCACAUGCGUACACUUUCUGGGACCAUUAACAAAGUCGAAUGGACGCAAAAAAUCUUCGUGCUCGCUACGGCGGGAUUCAUCCUACAGUAUACCGGCGAAGGGAAGCAUGACCGAUUGCCCGAGAAAAUGCUCCAGUUGGGGCCGCACUCGGUGGCAUUCGCCAGCGAUGCCAUCCCAGGCAGGCACUGGGUUGUUCAGAUUUCGCAGAAUCCAGCGGCCGACGCUGUUAAUGCCCCUGAACCACCCAAGCCUCGUCUGACAUCGCGCUUUGGAUUCCAUCGAUCCCACGCCCGACGGUUGGCACGCAGUUUUCUCAUGGUCUUCGACAACCCGGACUCGAUGAUUUCUUGGUUGAUGGCGAUUCGCGCCGAGGUGGAAGCCCGUGGGGGUCCCAAGUUCACUAUGGAGAAACACUCGGAGGAUGAAGUAGAGCCUCGGCUUCGCUCGAAAGCGAGCGUUCGGCAAAUGGUGAAGAAAGACCCGCAUCGGAUUUCGAGCCUCUUUCUUCAGCCGCAAUCCCUUCGUCUCCCGGGUGAUGACGGGGAUGGCAAGUCCGUCGGUGGUAUUACCUUACAAUCUCGACGGAGCUCAUACGUGUCGGAUAAUCGUCGCUCAAUGCUCGACUCGCGCGCAGGAUCUGUGUCGACAGGCUGGACGGAGGCUACUCCUCCCAUGAACCACGAUCCCCCGGUGUCACCCACCGCGCCGUCAAACCCUUACGGUCUCCCUGAAUCUGUGCUGAGGGAGGUGGACCAAAUGAUUGCUCGUAGUCCACCUUCAUCCAGUAAUGGUAAUAGCCAAUCGCUCUAUAUGUCGCCGACAUCGCCACCAGCCUCAGUUGCUUCACAACCGCAAACAUCCAAUAUUCCUGAGACCUUUGCUCGGAGCGCAUCUCCGCCAGCCCCGAAUUUUAGCGUGCCUUCGUUCAGCAAAAAGUUUGUACCAAGGCAGGGCCCGGCCCCCGUUAAUAUCCAGGCUUCCUCGCCGCCGUCUGUGAGCGGUGUUCUUCUCCGGGGCGAGAGCGUCAGUGAUAUGACCAUCUCCAGCGUCUCUUCUCCACCACAGUCGCCCACUUAUAGUGCUGCAAGCUCGCGCCAUACCGACCUCUCCGAGCCUGCACCGCUCCCAAGAGAUGGCACUGGUCGGACGUUGCGAACCUACAAUUCCGAGGAUGUGCUGUCGCGAGUGGUUCGGUCGUCACAGGCUGCUUCCAACUUCUCUCGUGUCCCAAGAACACCAGCGCCAGCUGAGACCAGUCCGCCGCCAUCUCGUCCUCUCAGCUUGAUCGGUCGUUCGGGACUGGGAAUUCAGAUGAAUGGCGAGUCCCAGCCUCCCAGCGCUCCCCCUGCAGCGCCUCUUCCGCAGCCGCCAGUGUCGCAGCCUGCCCCGCGCAACCGUGUGCCCUCAGCACAUGCAGAUGCUCAACGCCCGCAGAGUAUGAGUCGACGAAAGAGCAUGCCUGGUCUCGCAGUCGGUCCUCCCGCUGCGCCGCCGCCUAAUUGCCCACUCCCGAAGAUUCCCUCGCCAAUAGCUGCGAAGGCGCCUCCCACCUGGUCAAAAUCCAAGACGACAUCUCCAACCACCCGUUUUUAUCAAUCGCAGCAAGUCCAGAGUCAGGUUUUCGAUAAUCGGAAGAGUGGCCUGCCUGAGCCAAACACGCCUAGGACAGCAGCUCGCCAGUCUCGCAUGCUUUAA